AUGGAUUGGGUGCUGGCUGUUUUCAUUUAUCGAACUUUAUCGAUUGCUUCCUUGAGCGAUCAGUUACUUUUUGACAUUUACCCAAGACUAGAUAAAAGCAAAAUUGGCAUUAUUUCAACCAAUAAAAGAAUUUAA
This is a messenger RNA of Brugia malayi, 135 nucleotides long. RefSeq lists its product as uncharacterized. The record is from RefSeq and is a predicted model, not a curated record. The transcript has 2 exons. Bases 1 to 135 code for a protein of 44 amino acids. Lineage: Eukaryota; Metazoa; Nematoda; Chromadorea; Rhabditida; Onchocercidae.